Messenger RNA from Phragmites australis (common reed), 2013 nucleotides. RefSeq lists its product as uncharacterized. Gene Ontology annotation, molecular function: DNA binding. The record is from RefSeq and is a predicted model, not a curated record. Bases 277 to 1536 code for a protein of 419 amino acids. Lineage: Eukaryota; Viridiplantae; Streptophyta; Magnoliopsida; Poales; Poaceae. The transcript is spliced from 8 exons.
CUUUUAUAUAUAUUCGGAUGGAACCCUGAAGGCCCGAAUUGUCCUCGAGCAGCCGUACCACAGUUCCCCAAUUUCUCGUGGCCUCUCUCUCUCCGCCCUCGAUCCGGAUCCACCGCAACCACGAUUCAUGCCCUCUUCCCUCGUCGAUCGUCGCCCUGAUCUCCCCUGGAUUGGCGUGGACUGGGUAUCCAUCCGGACUGGUUCCGAUUUCUUCUUUCCUAGUAUUCUUAUGGUUCUCAGAUUCAGCUUGCAAAAGGUUGAACAAAACUAGUAAAGAUGGCAUCAGAAGGGAAUAGAGAUGUACCUAACGAAGCCCUGUCCAUGGAGCAGUCAUCAACUUCUGGUGCAAAGCGCAAGCGUGGUCGCCCAAGGAAAUACGAGAACACUACAUAUGAACUACCACAGAGGGCACAACCGAUUCAAAGUGUCCCGCCUCUUCACAGCACACAAGGUGGCUCAAAUAUUCGUCAGGAUGGGGUGCAGGUCAGCCAUACAUCAUGUGACAGUGUUGACCCUAAAAUGUGCACGUUUCAGGUGUUGCCUGCACAGCAAGCCCAAGGUAAUCGGUCCGGACGACAUAGAUAUUCUACUAAUCUGGUUAAUAAUUCUGACAACCAAGUCUCCUAUUAUAGUAGUGCUCCUCUGCUAGGUAAUUCAGGCAAGGAUGACAUUCUUGGCAAGCACUUUGUUGGCAAGAUGACCAAGAAAUUUCCUGGUGUUUCCCUCAUUACGGUAAAAGUGAAGGACAAUCAGGUGCUCAGAGGUUGGGUUCCAGAUGAAAAUGAUCUCCGUCCAAUAACACCGAAGGAUGACCUUGCGCCAGAGCUCCCCAUGCUUCGAUUGAGUCAAGUUCGAAAGCGAGCAUCUGCCAUCCACAUGCAAACAGCUCCUACUGUGCCAAUCCAUUUGGAGGAUGUUACACUUGCAAAGCCUCUGCAGAUGAGGAGACCUGUUGAGAAAACUAUUGCUAAGCACACCGUCCCUCUCGCUCCGAGGACUUACAUGGGUUCUGGUGUUAUUGCAGCAGUACCUGUGUCAGUUUCACCCAGCAAUGCUGAAACUAGGACUUUGGCCAAGCAGGAUACUGAAUUUGUGAUCCAACCACCAUCAGUUGCUGCAGUGCCAUUUAAACCCAUUCGACCUGUAUUGGUGUCAUGCAAGCAAAUGGCUAAUCAAAAUGACCUUGUCGGAGAGAAGUCUGUCAAUGAGUUUCAGAAAGAUUCUGAAUCUUCAAAUGGAACCAAGGAGUCAUCAGUGAAAGCUGAAAAACCGAACACUGCUCUUGUGGAUGUAGUAGUCAAGGGUUCUCCAGGGGAAAGGAAACUGCGUAAUGUUCAAGUAACGGAUGCGGUUAGGGAAUCUUCCGGCCAAACUCAGCAUGCUGAUACAACAGUAAUAGACGAGACCAAGAUAGCAUCAGGCGCCAGAGAUCAGCCAAAUUCUGCAAAUAGUGAGCAUCAGAGUUCUAAGGAACCAUCAGACAUCAAGGAACAAACUGAGCAGCUGAAGACAGACUGGUGUCCUGAAAGGAGUUGAUGGCUCAAAGUAAGGUGCCUCAGAUGACGUUCACUCUGUAUCGUGAGCAUGAAACGAGGGUUGACAGCAAAUGAAAGCAGAGAUCAAGAAACACAACACAGUGCCUGGUGUUCGGUGAAAGUUUGCAUUCUGGAAUGCUUCUGCCAAGCUUGCCAUAAUCUCAUAGCGGGAUGUGGAGCUGGAGUUUUAGUGAAUGGCUUAAUGCUUUAGGUGUAGACUCCUAUCAUUACAUUUUUGUUUUCUUCCUCUCCAAGUAUAGGUGAGAUAUUCAAUAGAGAUACAGUCACCUAGCACAGAUAGAAUUGCGAACAGGGAAAAAAAAGUAACAUACUUGAUGUUCGUAGCCCAUCAUUUAGGAAGAUGACAUGGAUCUUCAGCUUUUAUUGUACUCUGGAUCUUGUAAUAUGGCUUGUGACAAUUAAGCUUUAUUCCCAGGCAUCUGCUACAUUGCUGCUAUAUGACUAUUGGCAUUUGCUA